Molecule: messenger RNA, 840 nt
Organism: Beta vulgaris subsp. vulgaris (sugar beet)
Lineage: Eukaryota; Viridiplantae; Streptophyta; Magnoliopsida; Caryophyllales; Amaranthaceae
Exons: 3
Coding region: 155-697 (180 amino acids)
Source: RefSeq, a predicted model, not a curated record
UUCUUCUCUUCUUCACUUGUGUUGUACUUUACUUUGUGUUCCCACUUCUUAUUCUCUCUCUCUCUUCACUCUCUGAACUCACUCUACUUCUUCUUCUUCCUCAACUCACCCAUUUUAGAUUUUAGAGAGAGAAACAAACAAACAGAGAGAGAGAAUGGAGAAAGCUCUGACAAAAGUAGGGAGCAUAAAGUCAGCUGCUGGAAGCUUCUGGAUUACUAAGAAGGCCAAAGAAGAACUCAUUGACAUCUCCCAAGAUAUCACUGCCGUCUCAAGUGUAGUGGAAGAGAAGGCAAAAUGGCUAUUCAACAAGUUAAAGGGAAAGCCAACAAAAAGUUUACCCGAACUUUUGAGAGACUACAACCUACCAACGGGCCUCUUCCCCGAGAACAUAACAUGCUACGAGUUUGACGAGACAAAAGCAAAGCUAAUAGUGUACCUCCCCCACCCUUCCGAGGUGAGUUUUAAGGACUCAUCAGUUAUAAGAUAUGCUACACGAGUGAAAGCGAUCUUGCUUAGGGGAAAGAUGAUGGGUAUCGAGGGAAUGAAGACCAAGGUGUUAGUAUGGGUAAAAAUUGCAAGUGUGGGUGUUGAAGGCUCUAAGUCUGACAAAGUAUGGAUCACUGCAGGAGUAAAGAAAUCUAAGCCUAGAGAUGCUUAUGAUACACCUCAUAUUGCUCGAAGAGUUGAAGAAUUUUGAGCUUUUUAGGGGUCUUGGAAAUUUGUCUAGUGGGGGGUAAAGUGAUUGUUUUUGAUCUAUAAUUAUCUGAUUCUUCAAUCCUUAUAUCGUACGAAAUGUUGGAGCUUCAAAAAUUAUAUGAUCAUGUUCUUAAUUUCUCAUCA